CUUGAUACUCCCAAAACAACCGGUCCGACCUGCCCAGGUCAAGUUACAAAAGAUUUACUUUGACACUGUUAAAGUUUGUUUGUAAAGGUUUCUUUUUUUUCUGUGAAUUUUUUUUGUUAUGAAUUUCAUCAUUCAGAACUCUGCAAAUUGAAUUAGAUUUUCAAACGCGAGGAAGAAAAAUUUCAAUUUUCUGACAGUUUAUGUUAUGAUGAUCGUGCUUCACAGCAUAUUACGGGAAAAUUAAACAUCACGGAAAUCGGGGCCGAGGUAAUAUCCAAGUCGAAUUGAAAAUCCUUCAUGUUACCAGAACUGGAAAAAAAAUGUCAAGCUUACAUGACCAGUUUUAAUUUUACAUGACAAACUUUUGAGAAACACCUCACCAUAUUCCAACCAGUCAAUCGUGUCUUCCGCACGUUUUGAGAGUACCAAGAUGGCGGCCAUCAUGACGGCGUAGUUGUUGUCCUUUCGGUAAUUCAGUCCGAUGUCCUCCCCCUGCACCGCGGCACCCAGAGACAGAGCGUGGUUUACUUUGUAUAAAUUUACUCGAUGUACAUGUUGGCUACUAUUAGGGAUGCGGUAAGUUCACCCGCCAUAUUGAAUGUGUCAGUUGAAUGAACUCAAGUGGCAGGUUCCGGUUCAGCGGAGAACGCGCCCGGAAAGAGUUUUCCAACGCACCUUAUGGUGAAAUUGGUGUGCGAGAAUAUUUAAAUGUGUCUGUUGUAAAUAAAAUUAUUUAGUUGCUUGGUUUCCACUUACGUGCUUGAACGUUGCAUAAACACCGUGUAAUUUUCAACAAGCGGAAGCUUUCGCAGAGGGGCUUCGACGGUGACGUCAUUUACGUCUCCGACUUCCCUUCUUGCGAGCCAAAUGAAACUCAAAACAGCGCCCCCUAGUGCCUCGGCUGUUUAGGGGGGGGCACAAGGAAGAAGAAAAAGAAAAGCGGUUCACUUCGCACUGGGUCGGGACUCGAGCAUCGUUGCAACUGGUGACGAGCCCUGAUGUGAGUACCAAAGUAGAAGACUGUUACAAUAGUCAAAUCUACUUGCGCGCGGAUGGGCCUCUCCCGGUCCGCUCGACACACGCGAGUCUUCACUCUCGAGACGUUCUUCAGAGGUGAGAUGUUUCCCGCCGCUCAGCCAAGAUAGCCAAUCACUUGAGUGCGGCGGCUGCGCCAGUCUCCGGAAAUCAUGUUGCGGUCCGCCGGACUCGGGUUAGUCCUGCUGGCGUCACUCGUCGCCUGGCACGCCGCCGCCGCCGCUUCCUCGUCGGGAGAUGGAAGCGGCACAGACGGGGUUGGUUCCGUCCCGGCCGUGCUCGCCACCGCCAGCCAGCUCAUCGCCCGCGAGGGGAGCUGCGUGCUGAUCAACUGCAACGUCACCGGCGACCCAUUCCCCAGCAUCAAGUGGUUCAACUCGCACGGCCACCUCGUGGACACGGACGGCAGUGGCGGCGGGAAGUGGGGGCUGCUGGAAAACGGCAUCCUCAACAUCACCGGCAUCGAAUUCAGCGACCGCGGCAAGUACACCUGCGUGGCGUCCAACCCGCACGGCGCCUCCAACUGCACCGUGACGCUGCGCGUGGUUUUCACCAAGGGCGACAUGGGCGUCUACUACAUGGUGGUGUGCCUGGUGACCUUCAGCAUCAUCAUGGCGCUCAACGUGACGCGGCUGUGCAUGAUGAGCAGCCACCUGAAGAAGACGGAGAAAGCCAUCAACGAGUUCUUCCGCACGGAGGGCGCCGAGAAACUGCAGAAGGCCUUUGAGAUCGCCAAGCGCAUCCCCAUCAUCACCUCCACCAAGACGCUGGAGCUGGCCAAGGUGACGCAGUUCAAGACCAUGGAGCUGGCGCGCUACAUCGAGGAGCUGGCGCGCAGCAUCCCGCUGCCGCCGCUCAUCAUGAACUGCCGCACCUUCGUGGAGGAGAUCCUGGAGGUGGUGGGCGCGGAGGAGAUGAGGCACACCUUCCUCCGGCAGGCGCCCGAGGGGAGGGAGCGCGGCGGAGGCGGCGACGCCGGCCCGAGGGACGUGUUUACCCUCCUGCGGGAGCGAGGGCGGCAGCUGGAGCGCAGCGAGUCACCCGCCGCGGACUCCGACAACUCGUCGGUCCAGGAGCAGCCGCAGCACAUCGCCAUCCAGGUGUCGGUUCACCUGCAGCUGGAACCGGAUGCCGUCCCGCCGCACGACGGCGACGCGGAAGGGAAUCGCGGCAAAGAGCCCGCAGCCGACAGCCUCCCCCCUUGCCAGGUUUUUUACGAGAGUCACGUGUGACCCGACUGACCAAUCGCACGCCGGCGAUUCUUUUCUUCUCGCACUUGAAUGUAAACUCAUCAGCAAAAGAAACGCUUCGGAAUUUCCGUUACACCCCCCCUCGUCCCCCGACCUUUGUAUCAUCCAUUUUUUUUCCAUGAUCAAAUUUAGCAACGCAGAUUUGUUGACAAUUUUUUUCCCCGAAAUUUUUUUUUUGGGCGGGGAGGGGUUAUUGUUACAUUAUCGACUGAAUAUCGUGGGACAUUUCGGCAACUUUUCUGCUUUGCUCUUACCGGUGCUCUCCUGAUGCCUUUGUAGGAAAUAGAAGUGAUUAAAAAAAAAAAAAUGGGCGGGAAAUGUUGCUUCUGUCAUUUUAGUUGUUUGAUUUCAUUUAGUAUUUUGCCAAUUUAGUCUGAAAUUGGCCUGAAAUGAGCGAUGGUGUCAAAGUCGAGGCCCGAGGGCCGGGCCGAGGGCCGGAUCGAGGCCCGCCACCUGAUUUUAUGCGGCCAAUCGCAGGGCACACCUAAGCACUUUACACCUACGGGCAAUUUAGUCUUCAAUUGACCGGAAAUGAGCCGUCAAACUGCAUUUGGCACGGGUGUCAAACUCGAGGCCCGAGGCCCAGAUUGCGGCCCGCGAAGGCAAAUCAUGAGAUUGCCAGCCAAUCGCAGGGCACAUAUAAACACUCUACACCUACGGGCAAUUUAGUCUUCAAUUGACCGAAAAUGAGCCGUCAAACUGCAUUUGGCACGGGUGUCAAACUCGAGGCCCGAGGCCCAGAUUGCGGCCCGCGAAGGCAAAUCAUGAGAUUGCCAGCCAAUCGCAGGGCACAUAUAAACACUCUACACCUACGGGCAAUUUAGUCUUCAAUUGACCCAAAAUGAGCCAUCAAAAUGCAUAUGGCACAGGUGUCAAACUCGAGGCCCGAGGGCCAGAUCGAGGCCCACCAUGUGAUUUAAGGUGGCCCCCAAAGGCAGAUCACCAGCCAAUCGCAGGGCACGUUACACCUACGGGCAAGUUAGUCUUCAAUUGACCGAAAAUGAGCCGUCAAACUGCAUUUGGCACGGGUGUCAAACUCGAGGCCCGAGGCCCAGAUUGCGGCCCGCGAAGGCAAAUCAUGAGAUUGCCAGCCAAUCGCAGGGCACAUAUAAACACUACACCUACGGGCAAUUUCGUCUCCAAUUGACCUAAAAUGAGGCAUCAAACUGAAUAUGGCACAGCUAUCAAACUCAAGGCCCAAGGGCCAGAUCGAGGCCCACCAUGUGAUUUAAGGUGGCCCGCAAAGGCCGAUCACCAGCCAAUCGCAGGGCACAUUACACCUACGGGCAAUUUAGUCUUCAAUUGACCUAAAAUGAGCCAUCAGACUGCAUUUGGCACGGGUGUCAAACUCGAGGCCUGAGUGCCAGAUUGAGAUUGCGGCCCGCGAAGGCAAAUCACGAGAUCCCCAGCCAAUCGUAGAGCACAUAUAAACACUUUACACCAACGGGCAUUUUAGUCUUAAGUUGACCGAGAAUGAGCCAUCAAACUGCAUAAGGCACAGGUGUCAAAGUGAAGGCCCGUGGUCCAUAUUGCGGCCCACCGCGUGAUUUAAUGCAGCCCGCGAAGGCAAAUCGCAAGGCACACAAACACUUUACACCUACGGGCAAUUUAGUCUUCAAUUGACCGAAAAUGAGCCAUCAAAUUCCGUAAGGCAGAGGUGCCAAAGUCGAGGCCGGGGGCCAGAUCGCGGCCCGCCACGUGAUUUAAUGCGCCCCGCGAAGGCAAACCUCCGUGAUUCUUGUGCAAAUCUGUACCAAAAUGUCAAAUUGUUAUACAUCACAAAUGAUAAAAGAUAUUCUCAGCAUUAUUUUUUUGUCGCCGAACAUGAACAACGGUUGAAAACCCCCCCCCCAAAAAAAAGUGAGCGAUUCCAAAACAAGCCUGACAAUUGAGCUCCAAAAUUUAAUUCACCACGUUUCAAAUGUACAAUCAAAAAAAAAAGCGCGAAUCAUCACAACAACGCAUGACUUGAUAAAUUAAAGCGAGACGGGGGGGGGGGGGGUAGAUUUGUCAGCUGACUUCGGGCCGGCCAAUCACAGCGCACGCAGACCGUCCCGUUUUGACGCUCGCGCCUACGCGCAAUUUCAGAGCGGUGAUUCGAAAGGUCCAGCAGUAAAUGGGGGGGGGGGGGGUUAGUCGUGGUGGGAAGUAAAUCACAUAAUUCUUUUUUUUUUUUUUGGGGGGGGGGGGGGGGACUUCACAAUAAUGGAUGGAUCAGUGUUGGAAAAAAAAAAAUAUUGCACGCCUGAUUGCGCCAUCUGGAACAUGAAAAAUAAUAAAAGUCAGUAUGUCACAGAUUGACCAUCCCUCCC
Molecule: messenger RNA, 4597 nt
Organism: Syngnathoides biaculeatus (alligator pipefish)
Lineage: Eukaryota; Metazoa; Chordata; Actinopteri; Syngnathiformes; Syngnathidae
Gene: mfap3l
Product: microfibril associated protein 3 like
Exons: 4
Coding region: 1188-2267 (359 amino acids)
Source: RefSeq, a predicted model, not a curated record